GCUUCCGGUUGUUGCCGGGCCCUAUAUCCGGUGUCCGCCCGCCCUCGGCUCCGCCGCCGCCGCGAUGCUGUCCCGGUCACGCUGCGUGUCUCGGGCGUUCAGCCGCUCGUUGUCUGCUUUUCAGAAGGGGAACUGCCCUCUAGGGAGACGUUCCCUGCCUGGGGUCUCCUUAUGUCAGGGACCAGGUUACCCUGACAGCAGGAAGAUUGUUAUUAACAACAGUAGUGUCUUCAGUGUUCGCUUCUUCAGAACUACAGCUGUGUGCAAGGAUGAUGUGAUUACAGUCAAAACCCCAGCGUUUGCAGAAUCUGUCACAGAGGGAGAUGUUAGGUGGGAGAAAGCUGUUGGAGACACUGUUGCAGAAGAUGAAGUGGUUUGUGAGAUUGAAACUGACAAGACAUCUGUGCAGGUCCCAUCACCAGCAAAUGGCGUGAUUGAAGCGCUUUUGGUACCUGAUGGGGGAAAAGUAGAAGGAGGCACUCCUCUUUUCACGCUCAGGAAAACUGGCGCUGCUCCUGCUAAGGCCAAGCCACCAGAAGCUCCUGCUGCUGCAGCCCCAAAAGCAGAGCCUACAGCAUCGGCAGUUCCUCCUCCCCCUGCAGCAUCCAUACCCACUCAGAUGCCACCAGUGCCCUCACCCUCACAACCUCUCGCUAGCAAACCGGUGUCUGCAGUAAAACCCACUGCUGCCCCUCCCGUAGCUGAGCCAGGAGCUGGCAAAGGUCUGCGUUCAGAACACCGGGAGAAAAUGAAUAGGAUGCGGCAGCGCAUUGCUCAGCGUCUGAAGGAGGCCCAGAAUACGUGUGCGAUGCUGACUACGUUCAAUGAGAUUGACAUGAGUAACAUCCAGGAGAUGAGGGCUCGGCACAAAGAUGCUUUUCUGAAGAAACAUAACCUCAAACUAGGCUUCAUGUCGGCAUUUGUGAAGGCCUCAGCCUUUGCCUUGCAGGAGCAGCCUGUUGUAAAUGCAGUGAUUGACGACGCAGCCAAAGAGGUGGUGUAUAGGGAUUAUAUUGACAUCAGUGUUGCGGUAGCCACCCCACGGGGUCUGGUGGUUCCCGUCAUCAGGAACGUGGAAGCUAUGAAUUAUGCAGAUAUUGAGCGAGCCAUCAGUGAACUGGGAGAGAAGGCCCGAAAGAAUGAACUUGCUAUUGAAGAUAUGGAUGGUGGUACUUUCACCAUUAGCAACGGAGGUGUUUUCGGCUCGCUCUUCGGAACGCCCAUCAUCAACCCCCCUCAGUCGGCCAUCCUGGGCAUGCAUGGCAUCUUUGAUAGGCCAGUGGCUGUGGGAGGCAAGGUGGAGGUGCGGCCCAUGAUGUAUGUGGCACUGACCUAUGAUCAUCGGCUGAUCGAUGGCAGAGAGGCGGUAACUUUUCUCCGCAAAAUCAAGGCAGCGGUAGAAGAUCCCAGAGUCCUCCUCCUGGACCUUUAGGAGGAAGCCACGUACCCUACGCACCAACCAUGCAGGAACUGAAAACCAGUCUUCUCCCUGUCCCCUCACGGGUCCCAGGUUGGCCUGGUGUCAGGCACAUGUUGUUGGCCUCAAGCAAGGAAACCAGGGCACUAUGUAACCAGCAGCCACAGGUCUCUUCUUGGUAUUCUGCCAGGCUCUCCCCUUCUGUGCACCCUUCUCUUACACUCGAAUAUCUUCUUUAGGCUUGAGGGAGAGAGCGCCUUAAUGGAUGCUCAUUAAUAUUUCAUGCCUUUCUCCCAUUAGUCUUGUGCAGAGAUGAUUUUGCUUCUCCCCUGUGCCAGUGUACUACAAUAGGGAAACCACUGGGGACCAUGUGAUCAAGUUUGUAUCUUUUGAAAGUCUGUUCUGGGCUAGGAGGGGAUGGUGUCUCCCAAGCUCAGAGCGGCCUCUGUCCACCUGUGUGGAGGCAUCAACCACAGGCCAAGAGGUGCUGCUUUGCUGCUUAAAUGACACCUUUAUUCUCCACUCUCAUUGACUUCAAGAUGCCUCUUCUACCUCGUUCAGGAAGCGCAGGCCAGGGGAUCUGGGUAGGAGCGGGGAGAGGGCAGACCCCCCCCCCCCGCCCCGAGGUGUAUGUUGUAGAAGAGACAGGCUUGCCGUCACCCUCCAUCGUAGCCCCAUUUUGGCACAGUAACACACAGCUGUGAUUGUGCCAACCUUUCCAGGCUGCUCGGAACCAUUCUAACACACUGUCAUUUAGAACAGAUUCUAGCACAUCAUGGCAGUGGGACAAGGUGUGGUCACAGGGCUGGAGCCAGGUGAGACUGGGGUGAGGGGGUGUCCUGUGGACUGGCUCAGAUUGAUUUGAGCUUGUAAAUGCCAUUGGUGUAAGCACUUGGCCUGAAGAGGCAGCUGUUUCUCUGUAUCAUGGCCCUUGGGGAGCAGGGCCUUAGCUCUUCUGCAGAACACAGGUCUGGAGGAGGUUGGACUGUGUGGAAACCAGCCCCAAGAUGCUAAUAAACGGUGGGGAGACAGGCAGUGUCACCUGUGAGGUGGUGUUGCCUGUUGGGUUUGGACGCAGUCAUUGGAAUUGCUUGGAGCUAGUUUAGAUACAUACUUCUUGUCAUGAAAGCCACUGGGCUUCAUCGCUUUGUAUCCAACUGCAUCCAGGCCUGAGGUUGCUGACGGUUGAGACCAGGAACCACUUACUUAGUGCAGAGUGCCCGUUUGGAUCUGGAGCAGAGAAGCAAGGCCUGGAGGGUGGGGUGGGGUGGGGGGUGGGGGGAAGGGACAGGAGCCAAUACUGAGUGCCUGCAGCAUCUACUAUGUCUUCACUAUUCAGAACUUGUAACUAAAAUAUUUAAAGAAACUGAUUUUAAAUGCAAAUUAAAGGGCAAAUGUUCUCAAAAGG
This is a messenger RNA of Felis catus (domestic cat), 2825 nucleotides long. RefSeq names its product dihydrolipoamide S-succinyltransferase (gene DLST). Gene Ontology annotation, cellular component: oxoglutarate dehydrogenase complex. NCBI's taxonomy places the organism in Eukaryota, Metazoa, Chordata, Mammalia, Carnivora, Felidae. Gene Ontology annotation, biological process: tricarboxylic acid cycle. Bases 65 to 1432 code for a protein of 455 amino acids. The transcript has 15 exons. Gene Ontology annotation, molecular function: dihydrolipoyllysine-residue succinyltransferase activity. The record is from RefSeq and is a predicted model, not a curated record.